Coniosporium apollinis CBS 100218 is the source of this 462-nucleotide messenger RNA. RefSeq lists its product as uncharacterized. The transcript is spliced from 2 exons. Gene Ontology annotation, molecular function: DNA-directed RNA polymerase activity. Gene Ontology annotation, biological process: transcription-coupled nucleotide-excision repair; transcription initiation at RNA polymerase II promoter; DNA-templated transcription. The record is from RefSeq and is a predicted model, not a curated record. Lineage: Eukaryota; Fungi; Ascomycota; Dothideomycetes. Gene Ontology annotation, cellular component: RNA polymerase II, core complex. The coding region runs from base 1 to 462 and encodes 153 amino acids.
AUGGCCGCAUCGCCAUCUGCAUCCGACGGCGCUGCCGCUGCCCAGAGCAGGAAGGUUGCGUUCCGUUUCUGUGGCGAAUGCUCCAACCUCCUCUACCCCCAAGAAGACACGGAGAACAACAAGCUCAUGUUCGCCUGCCGCAGCUGCCGGUACAGCGAGCCCGCCCACUCCAACUGCGUCUACCGCAACGAGCUCAGCUCCACCGUCGGCGAGACCGCCGGCGUCACCAUAGACGUCGCGAGUGAUCCUACGGUUGGUGAACCUAUUCCUGGCUUCUGCACCAUGUGUGGUUCGGAGAUCUUCUGCGUGAAGUGCGGGCAAGAGACGGAGAACGGGUUCUAUCUCGAGGUCGAAGAUUUCGACGUACACAUGGUGUCGUGUGAAACCUCGCCUAUCGCCGAGAGCGCGCCGCACCCUUUCGGGCGCAAAGACUCGGCGGACCCGAAUACAUCAAAGACCUGA